Triplophysa dalaica is the source of this 1503-nucleotide messenger RNA. Its product is annotated as E3 ubiquitin-protein ligase TRIM39-like. The transcript has 7 exons. The record is from RefSeq and is a predicted model, not a curated record. Bases 1 to 1503 code for a protein of 500 amino acids. Gene Ontology annotation, molecular function: zinc ion binding; protein binding. NCBI's taxonomy places the organism in Eukaryota, Metazoa, Chordata, Actinopteri, Cypriniformes, Nemacheilidae.
AUGGACAGUUCACCUCUACCAAAUGGAGCAGACAAGGAGGGGGAUCCACUUAGUGGGCUAAAUCACAUCAGUCAGCGAAAUAGCAGAGCAGGUGCUGGUGAUUUCAGCAUCAAGCGACAUGGACAGCUUGACCUGAGAGACUUCGGCUUUAGAUUAGAUUGUGGCUGUGAGAUUUUUAAAGAUCCUGUUGUGUUGUCCUGUAGUCACAGUGUCUGUAAAGACUGUAUUCACAGAUUCUGGGAAAGUAAAGGAGCUCAAGAAUGUCCAGUUUGUAGAAGAAUAUCAACAGAGGAUCCUCCAUUAAAUCUGGUUUUGAAGAAUCUGUGUUUGAGUUUCUUACAGGAGAGAAGUGAGAGAUCUUCAUCAGUCUGUCAUCUUCACAAUGAGAAACUCAAACUCUUCUGUCUGGAUGAUCAACAGCCCGUGUGUGUCGUGUGUCAAGUGUCCAGAACACACAACAACCACAAAUUCUGUCCUGUUGAUGAAGCUGUCGGCGAGAAUAAGGAGAAACUCAGAAGUGCAUUAAAACCCUUACAGGAGAAACUGAGAAUAUUUGAGGAGUUUAAACAGAAUUGGGACAAAACAGCAGAACAUAUAAAGAUUCAGAGUCGCCGCACAGAGACGCAGAUUCAUGAAGAGUUUGAGGAACUUCACCAGCUUCUACAUGAUGAAGAAUCAGCCAGAAUAAGAGCACUGAGAGAGGAAGAGGAGCAGAAGAGUCAGAUGAUGAAGGAGAAGAUUGAGAAGAUCAACAGAGACAUUUCAUCUCUUUCACACACAAUCAGAGGUGUAGAGGAGCAGAUGACAGCUGAAGAUGUUUCAUUCCUACAGAACUUGAAGAGCACACUGAAGAGAGUUCAGUGUGGAGCGUCAGAUCCAGCGAACAUCUCAGGAAUGAUGAUCAAUGUAGCAAAACAUCUCAGCAACCUGAAGUUUACGGUCAUACACAAGAUGAAGGACAAUGUUCAAUACACUCCAGUGACUUUAGAUCCAAACACAUCUCACUGUGAACUCCUCGUGUCUGAUGAUCUGAUCUGUGUGAGAUUCAGUGAAGAUGCAGCAGAUCUGAUUCCUGAUAAUCCAGAGAGAUUUGAUGUGUCUGAGUGUGUUUUGGGUUCAGAGAGUUUUAGUUCAGGGAUUCACUGCUGGGAUGUUCAGGUUGCAGAUAACACUGACUGGGCUCUGGGUGUGAUUACAGAAUCUGCACAGAGGAAGAAUGACAUAUUCUCCAGGACUGGAGUCUGGUAUGUGUAUUAUUUCUCUGGUGAUUAUGCUGCAGUCAUUACACCAGAAACAGCUCUUGUUCUCUCAGUGAAAGAGAAAGUUGAGAGAAUCAGAGUUGAGCUGGAUUGUGACGGAGGAAAACUGUCAUUCUCUGAUCCUCUCACUAACACACACAUACACACUUUCACACACACGUUUACUGAAGGACUUUAUCCAUUGUUUUAUAAUUACUGUAACAUUUCUCCUCUGAUGAUCUUACCUGUAAAAUCACAACAGUAA